AAGAUCACCUCCUUCAAUAUCCUAUCUAUAUAUCUACUCACACACACACACACACACACAGAUCUGGUUUUGUUACUUUUUCAAUAUAAUUCAGAAUCUGCCCCACAAAAAUGAAUACCAACCAGAAUACUCAUCCCUCCUUCACCAACAGCAGUGUUAACAUUAGUAAUAAUCAUCCAACUUGGAAUAUGAAUCUUGAGCAUAUGGGUUCUGCUUGGCUUCCUCUUCAAACCCCAAUAUCUACCUCUUCAUCUUCUGGUUUUCUCAUCAGUGACAUGUUUGGCAUCAACUUGGGAAGAGAAGGAGAAGGAGAGGAGGAGGAGGAGGAGGAAGAAGAGCUUGGAGCCAUGAAGGAGAUGAUGUACAAGAUCGCCGCUUUGCAGCCAGUCGAGAUCGAUCCCUCCACCAUUCGGAAACCUAAGCGGCGGAACGUCCGGAUCAGUGACGACCCACAGAGUGUCGCCGCCCGACACCGCCGUGAGAGGAUCAGCGAGAAAAUCCGAAUCCUGCAGAGACUCGUCCCCGGAGGAAUCAAGCUCGACACCGCGUCCAUGCUCGACGAAGCCAUUCGCUACGUCAAAUUCUUGAAGAGACAAAUCAGGUUCCUCCAAUCUCCACCACACCAACACUGCACGAUCACCACCGGUAACAACACCUCUCUCGCCGAUUGGCCUUACACACCAAACACGCCCUACACCGCUGCCACCGGAACGGUGUUCAACGCCGGUGAUAGCUCCUCCGGGUUUAACCAUGAGGUAAUUAGUGAAUGACUACUAGAGUAUUAUGUUGAUUACUGUAUAAGUAUGUCAGGGGAGAAAAUAAAAG
Messenger RNA from Prosopis cineraria, 825 nucleotides. RefSeq names its product transcription factor HEC3-like. Bases 111 to 770 code for a protein of 219 amino acids. Gene Ontology annotation, biological process: regulation of DNA-templated transcription. The record is from RefSeq and is a predicted model, not a curated record. NCBI's taxonomy places the organism in Eukaryota, Viridiplantae, Streptophyta, Magnoliopsida, Fabales, Fabaceae. Gene Ontology annotation, molecular function: protein dimerization activity; DNA-binding transcription factor activity. The transcript has a single exon.